Saxophila tyrrhenica is the source of this 1464-nucleotide messenger RNA. RefSeq lists its product as uncharacterized. The coding region runs from base 1 to 1464 and encodes 487 amino acids. The record is from RefSeq and is a predicted model, not a curated record. The transcript is spliced from 2 exons. NCBI's taxonomy places the organism in Eukaryota, Fungi, Ascomycota, Dothideomycetes, Mycosphaerellales, Extremaceae.
AUGCUUGCACAUGUCGGUGGAGACACAAUCCUGCUUGAUCGAGCGGCGUGGGAUUAUGCUUCAAGGGGUGAGGAUACAACCCACUACCAUCCACCGAGACCAUAUCAAGAUCAAAGUAAUCUCAUCAUGAAGACGUUCUUCGGGCUCGUUGUGGCGUUGGUCGCCCUUUUCCAGUUGGCACUCGCGGCUCCAGUGGUUAUCGUUGACCCUGGCAACGCAGGGGACAUAAUCAUCACCAAGGAGAACACCAUCAACGCCACAAACCCUGCUCCACCCUCUUCCAACUCUUCCACUCUUGCAGCGCAGAAAUGGACGAAGAGUGGCAAGCUUCCACUCGCUUUGAGGAACAACUUCCCGGGCGGAGCUAUCAAUGCAUACGUUACUGGACUGGACCGGAACAACCGCCUCGUCAUGCUCAAGCCGGACGGCACCUUCUUCUAUCCCUCAGCGAACAGAAACAUUGCUGCACCGCAACUGGUGACCGCCAAUGUGGCUAUCCCAUUGGGCGCCCGAGGAAGCACGAAACAUAUCACCAUCCCAGACUACAUCUCCUCGGCCCGAGUUUGGUUCGCGGAAGGGAAGCUCAAGUUCUUCACGAUCUACUCUGACGCCAGCGGCGGACCGUCCCUCGUCGAACCCUCAGCCGUCAAUCCGUCGGACCCGUCCUCCGCGAUCAACUGGGGCUUCGUAGAGCUCACGAACACCGCGAACGGCGGUCUGUAUGCGAACAUCAGCUAUGUCGAUUUCGUCGGCCUCGUGCUGGGCAUGAAGCUGGACAGCGCGGAUGGCACACAAAUUGCAAAAGGCUUGCGAGCCGACGCCGUUUCUUCGAUCUGCAAGGAAUUGAAGGCUCAGGGUGCAAGAGACGGAAAUCCUUGGGGAGACCUGUGCAUGGUUGGACCCGGCGGCAAGCCUCUCCGUGUGCUUGCACCAAGCGACUAUGUCGCCUCCAACCCAAGAGCUUUCGGCAACUACUGGAACGAUUACAACAACAAAGUCUGGUCGCACUACACGUCUAACCACCUGACCAUCAACACGCAGACUGCACGAGGCCACGUCAACUGCAAAGUCUCUGGCAACCAAAUCAAAUGCGAUGGCGACAACAGAGGGUACGCGAAGCCCACCGCUGGCGACAUCUUCGGCUGCAACUCGGGUCCAUUCGGCAUUCUCGGCUCCGACAACGACGUCCACCGUGCUGUGGUCCCGAGGCUGUGCGCUGCUUUCAACAGAGGGACACUACUCAAGACUGGCGGCAACAUUCAGCCCGGUCUGGCUGCUGAUCACUACUACUCGACGACGCCUUCGAAUUGGUACAGCAAGUUCGUGCAUCAGUAUGAGGUUGAUGGCAAGGGAUAUGCUUUCCCGUACGAUGACGUGAACCCGGCCAUUGGUGUCGACCAGGCCGGCGUGGUUGCGGAUGCUCAGCCGGAGCUGCUCACUGUUAUUGUCGGAGGGCCGUUGUAA